Messenger RNA from Eptesicus fuscus (big brown bat), 543 nucleotides. RefSeq names its product ferritin light chain-like. NCBI's taxonomy places the organism in Eukaryota, Metazoa, Chordata, Mammalia, Chiroptera, Vespertilionidae. Gene Ontology annotation, biological process: intracellular iron ion homeostasis; iron ion transport. The record is from RefSeq and is a predicted model, not a curated record. Gene Ontology annotation, cellular component: cytoplasm. Gene Ontology annotation, molecular function: ferrous iron binding; ferric iron binding.
AUGAGCUCCCAAAUUCGUCAGAAUUAUUCCACAGAGGUGGAGGCUGCUGUCAACCGCCUGGCCAACCUGCAUCUGUGGGCCUCCUACACCUACCUCUCUCUGGGCUACUAUUUCGACGACAAUGAUGUGGCUCUCGAGGGCGUGGGCCACUUCUUCCAGGAGUUGGCGGAGAAGAAGCACAAGGACGCUGAGCAUCUCUUAAAGUUGCAAAACAAGCGUGGCGGCCGCAUUCUCCUCCAGGACGUGCUGAAACCUUCCCAGGAUGAGUACAAAACUCAGGAUGCCGUGGAAGCCGCCCUGGCCUUGGAGAAGAACCCAAACCAGGCCCUUUUGGAGCUGCAUGCCCUGGGUUCUACCCACACAGACCCUCAUCUCUGUGACUUUCUGGAGAACCACUUCCUGGAUGAGGAGGUGAAACUGAUCAAGAAGAUGGGUGACCACCUGACUAACAUCCGCAGGCUGGCCGGCCCCCAGGCUGGGCUGGGCGAGUGUCUCUUCGAAAGGCUCACCCUCAAGCACGACUAGGAGCCUUUGGAGCCCAGA